UGGGAGGCGGAGUCUUUGUCCUGUUGACCAGCUCUCAUCAAAUAAAUAGAGAGAGAAAAAGCAGUAAACUUGCUCGCAUUCUAAUUGAAUUGCCCGUAAAAGAAGUUCGCCGGAGGAGAUUGUUGAUUGAUUUAUCGGGUACGAUUGCAAAGCUCAAAGCUUGGAUCCUUUUGUGAAGUGUUUGUCGAGAAAGAUUAACCGGGCUGGUGUAAAGCUGAAACACACUUGAGUCUUGACAAUAAGAAAAGAAUGACCUCGGUACAUGUAGCUCCUCCAUCAGGUCUAAGAGAUCCUGGUCGGAAAAAUGGUGGUUUGGAUAGGCUUCCAGAUGAGAUGAGUGAGAUGAAGCUCAAGGAUGAGAAGGAUAUGGAACCAGCUGUCGUAGAUGGUAAUGGAACAGAAACUGGUCAUAUAAUCGUGACAACAAUUGGUGGAAAAAAUGGCCAGCCAAAACAGACAAUCAGCUACAUGGCCGAGCGUGUUGUGGGGCAGGGUUCCUUUGGUGUAGUGUUUCAGGCAAAAUGUCUAGAAACCGGUGAAACUGUUGCUAUCAAAAAGGUUCUUCAGGAUAAGAGGUACAAAAACCGUGAGCUGCAAACCAUGCGCUUACUAGACCACCCAAAUGUUGUGUCUUUAAAGCAUUGUUUCUUCUCGACGACUGAAAAGGACGAGCUUUUCCUUAACUUGGUGUUGGAGUAUGUUCCGGAGACUGUUCAUCGGGUGAUUAGACAUUAUAACAAAAUGAACCAGAGGAUGCCAAUAAUAUAUGUGAAACUUUAUGCUUAUCAGAUUUUUCGAGCUCUAGCAUAUAUCCAUGGUAGUAUUGGCGUAUGCCACAGGGACAUCAAACCACAAAACCUAUUGGUUAAUCCACAUACUCACCAAGUCAAACUAUGUGAUUUUGGGAGCGCUAAAGUGUUGGUGAAAGGAGAACCAAACAUUUCGUAUAUAUGUUCAAGGUACUAUCGUGCUCCUGAACUGAUAUUUGGUGCUACAGAGUACACUACUGCCAUUGAUAUCUGGUCGGUUGGAUGUGUUCUUGCUGAACUAUUGCUUGGACAGCCCCUCUUUCCAGGUGAGAGUGGAGUCGACCAGCUUGUCGAGAUAAUUAAGGUUCUGGGCACACCAACAAGAGAGGAGAUCAAAUGUAUGAACCCUAAUUACACCGAGUUCAAGUUCCCCCAAAUAAAAGCUCAUCCAUGGCAUAAGAUAUUCCACAAGCGCACGCCAGCAGAGGCUGUUGAUCUCGUUUCAAGGCUACUUCAGUACUCUCCAAAUCUGCGUUGCACUGCGCUGGAGGCAAUGAUCCACCCUUUCUUUGACGAGUUGCGUGACCCGAAUGUUCGGCUACCAAACGGGCGAUUUGUUCCACCUCUAUUCAAUUUCAAACCACAUGAGCUAAAAGGUGUGCCGGUCGAGUUGCUGGGCAAGCUGAUCCCCGAGCAUGCAAGAAAGCAAUGUUCAUUACUUGGACUCUGACAAUACAUAGUCUUCUUAUUUGUAUUCAACCAGCCGAGAUUGGAAAUGAAAUGUCUUUGUUUGUUUGUAUUUUUGUUCUAUCUAGGUUCUUCUUGUAUUUAUUAUUACAUUUGAUUGUAGCAGCAGGACCAGNAACU
This is a messenger RNA of Striga asiatica, 1616 nucleotides long. The record is from the annotation of a GenBank genome assembly. NCBI's taxonomy places the organism in Eukaryota, Viridiplantae, Streptophyta, Magnoliopsida, Lamiales, Orobanchaceae.